AUGCCAUGGCACAUGGCGACUCUGUGCCCCGGGCAGAGGAGUCCCAAAGGUAUAGUGUCACCAGGUCUUGAGAAGUUCACAGGAAAUGGAAUUAUCCGAGCAGCCUUCUCUCUACCUCGUGUGAGCUACUCGGUCUUCGUGACACUCCAGGCCCAUGUUUCCUUCCCCUGCCUCCCGAUGCCGCAGCUGCUCCCCAGUCGACCCCUGGAGCUGAGCGCUGAGGCUGAGGACAAACACUUAGGUCUGGGGACCCAGGAGGGCCUGCACACCUUGGAGGAAGCCCACGCAGCCAGAGCAGGAAUACUCGCGGAGAUCUUGUCACUGCAUGGCACUGACGCGUCGCUGUCCUCAGCCAGUCAGCCCUCGCCAGGCCACCGGUGCCUCAGACCAUCAGACGAGACCGCCGAUGCAGACACCUCCUCCUGCCUCGUGGAGGCGGCUGCCUGGUCCUGCGUCUGCUGGCAUGCCCGGCCAGUGCCCAAAGCAGGCCAGGCUGCUGGGGACUUAGUGUGCCGGGAGCAGCCUCGAGGGCAAACCAGACUUGGUGAGGGAGUGCGGCUCUGUACCCAGCAGGAGCAGGAGCAGGAGCAGGAGGCCUGUCUGACCUCCAUCUCCCAGAGGAUCCUGACUGCAGGUGCGAACCCCAUCGCCCACACCAGACUUUCCGGCCACGCGGGGUUGCCAGCCUCCUGCGGGAGGAAGCUCUGCAGCCGCGGGAGCAGGUGCGUGCUCGGCGAGGAGACGGGAGAGCCCGAGUGCCGCUGCCUGGAGGCGUGCAGGCCCACCUACCUGCCUGUGUGUGGGUCCGAUGGGAGGUUUUAUGAAAACCACUGCGAGCUGCACCGUGCUGCUUGCCUGCUGGGGAAGAGGAUCGUCGUCGUCCACAGCAAGGACUGCUUCCUCAAAGGUGACACGUGCACCAUGGCAGGGUAUGCCCGCCUGAAGAACGUUCUUCUGGCACUCCAGAGCCACCUACAACCUCUCCAUGACGGGGACAGCAGACUAGAACCCGUGUCCCAGAAGCGCCUCCUCGUGGAAUCUCUGUUCAAGGACUUGGACGCAGAUGGCAACGGCCUCCUCAGCAGCUCUGAGCUGGCCCAGCACGUGCUGAAAGAGCAGGACCUGGAUGAGGACUUACUCGGUUGCUCGCCAGGUGACCUCCUUCGAUUUGAUGACUACAACAGUGACAGCUCCCUGACCCUCCGCGAGUUCUUCACAGCCUUCCAGGUGGUUCAGCUCAGCCUCGCCCCCGAGGACAGGGUCAGUGUGACCACCGUGACCGUGGGGCUGAGCACGGUGCUGACCUGUGCCAUACGUGGAGACCUGAGGCCGCCAAUCGUCUGGAAGCGCAACGGGCUCACCCUGAACUUCCUGGACUUGGAAGACAUCAAUGACUUCGGAGAAGACGACUCCCUGUACAUCACCAAGGUGACCACCGUCCACAUGGGCAACUACACCUGCCACGCCUCGGGCCACGAGGAGCUGUUCCAGACCCACGUCCUGCAGGUGAAUGUGCCACCAGUCAUUCGCGUCUACCCAGAGACCCAAGCCCAGGAACCCGGGGUGGCAGCCAGCCUGCGAUGCCAUGCGGAGGGCAUUCCUAUGCCCAGAAUCACUUGGCUGAAAAAUGGCAUGGAUGUCUCAGCCCAGAUGUCUAAACAGCUCUCCCUCUUAGCUAAUGGGAGCGAACUCCACAUCGCCAGUGUUCGGUAUGAAGACACGGGGGCUUACACCUGCAUUGCCAAAAACGAAGUGGGCGUGGAUGAAGAUAUCUCCUCACUCUUCAUUGAAGACUCAGCUAGAAAGACCCUUGCAAACAUCCUGUGGCGAGAGGAAGGCCUCAGCGUGGGAAACAUGUUCUACGUCUUCUCCGACAACGGCAUCGCCGUCAUCCACCCCGUGGACUGUGAGAUCCAGCGGCACCUCAAACCCACCGAGAAGAUUUUCAUGAGCUACGAAGAAAUCUGCCCUCAAGAAGAAGGAAACGCCACCCAGCCAUGCCAGUGGGCCUCUGCUGUCAACGUCAGGAACCGGUACAUCUAUGUGGCCCAGCCAGCACUAAGCAGAGUCCUCGUGGUCGACGUUCAAGCCCAAAAGGUCCUACAGUCCAUAGGUGUGGACCCUCUGCCGGCUAAGCUGUCCUAUGACAAGUCGCAUGACCAAGUGUGGGUCCUGAGCUGGGGGGAUGUGCACAAGUCUCGACCAAGCCUUCAGGUGAUCACAGAGGCCAGCGCCGGCCAGGGCCAGCACCUCCUCCGCACACCCUUUGCAGGAGUGGACGACUUCUUCAUCCCCCCGACAAACCUUAUCAUCAACCACAUCAGGUUUGGCUUCAUCUUCAACAAGUCUGACCCUGCAGUCCACAAAGUAGACCUGGAAACAUUGCUGCCCCUCAAGACCAUCGGCCUGCAGCGCCACAGCUGCGUGCCCCAGGCCAUGGCACACACUCACCUUGGCGGCUACUUCUUUGUCCAGUGUCGACAGGACAAUGCCACGUCUGCCACCCCGCAGCUGCUCAUCGACAGUGUCACCGACGCCGUGGUUGGCCCCAACGGGGAUGUAACUGGCACCCCACACGCAUCCCCUGAUGGGCGCUUCAUAGUCAGCACCGCAGCCAACAGCCCCCAACUGCACGUGCAGGAGGUCACAACCCGGGGGGAGAUCCAGACCCUGUACAACCUGAAAAUAAGCCCCGGCAUCUCAGACUUGGCCUUCCAGCGCUCCUUCUCCAAGGGCAACCAGUACGACCUCUAUGCCACUCUGGAGACAGAGCCAGACCUGCUCUUCCUGGAGCUGCCCACGGGAAAGGUGGGCAUGCUGAAGAACUUGAAGGAGCCGCCCACAGGGCCUGCCCAGCCCUGGGGGCCACCCCGCAGACUCGUGAGGGACAGCGGGCUGUUUGGACAGUACCUCCUCACGCCAGCCCAAGAGUCGCUGUUCCUCAUCAACGGGAGACAAAACGCACUGCGGUGUGAGGUGUCAGGCAUAAAGAGGGGGACCACAGUGGUGUGGGUGGGUGAGGUAUGAAGGAGCCCAACGCGGAGCCCAGAGUGGAGCCCUGGGCCGAGGAGCACCACCCGAUCCUGACACUGCAGCCCCCAGCAGGCGCGCUGUACAUUUUUACAGACAAAAGCAAAAACCCGUCUUCGCUUUGUGGUUCCACACUGGUCUCCUUGCAAGUUUCCUCAUAUAAGGUAUGCGCUGCUGCCGAGAUUGGGGUUUUUUGGUUCGGAAGUAUGAUUUACGCCUUGCGCUCCGAUGAGAACACAUGCUGCCGUGUAAAGGAAUCAUUUCUGUGCCCAGCUGCACGCCUCGUACCUGGGGACGCCGUGGAACAAGAGCUCCGCCUUCCGGGCUGACUCUCCGGUCGGUGGCCUUCACACGCUCAUCGUCCUUUACCGCCAGAUCCAGCCAGACUUCACCUAAGGAGCAGCCCGGAAGCAGAGGCAGACCAGGAGCAGGGGCUCGCCCUCCUGUCUGAAAGCCCACCUGCCCUCGCUCAGGCCCUCAUAUUCCCCUUUGCAGCUGCUGCUUGCUUUUCUUUCCAUUUGACUUGUUAGCCUGAGCGAGCGCCAACGAGACUUGUUGCAUCUUGGGGGGGGUGGGGAAAUCACUCACUUUAUUUUGGAAAUUUUUGAUUAAAAAGUAAUUUUUUAUAAUCUCAAAUGCUAGUAAGCAGAAAGAUGCUCUCGAGGUCCAGCUGUAUUCUCCCCUGCCUUAGGCCAAGUCUCUGGGGUCACGACCCCGCAUUCCACAGCCAGAAAGGACAGUGGUCAUCUGAGAACACUGGCCCUCUACACUAUUGCCACCCCCGUUUCUCUAAGUGCAGAUCAGGCCACUACGUUGGUAGGACUCGAUUCUGUGCUGGGACCCUGAGAGACCAGGAUGAGCCCCGUGUACCUGCUUUUCACCACGGAAGAGGACAUCUCAUUAGGCUCAGGGCACAGUGGGCUUGCCUGGCAAGGUGUAGACAGCCUCCAGGCUCAAGGCAGACACCCCCAGGGAUGAGGGUAGUGUCCAGGCAGGCUCCUGGGGUCAUACCUUUUAAAAACAGAAUCCUUUUCUGCCUGUGGCCUGUCCAUGCAGCUCUGGCACCGCAGCCCCCACCAGCACUGCUCAGACCACGCACCGCAGCAAGGGUUUUCUGCACGCACGCCCAAUUACACACGCUCGGAAACU
This is a messenger RNA of Tupaia belangeri chinensis (Chinese tree shrew), 4179 nucleotides long. It is a transcript of the gene FSTL4, whose product is annotated as follistatin like 4. The record is from RefSeq and is a predicted model, not a curated record. The transcript has 17 exons. Gene Ontology annotation, biological process: cell differentiation; multicellular organism development; regulation of BMP signaling pathway. Gene Ontology annotation, cellular component: extracellular region. The coding region runs from base 1 to 3027 and encodes 1008 amino acids. Lineage: Eukaryota; Metazoa; Chordata; Mammalia; Scandentia; Tupaiidae. Gene Ontology annotation, molecular function: calcium ion binding; protein binding.